This is a messenger RNA of Phytophthora sojae, 4611 nucleotides long. RefSeq lists its product as hypothetical. Gene Ontology annotation, biological process: mitotic DNA replication initiation; DNA replication; lagging strand elongation. Gene Ontology annotation, molecular function: DNA-directed DNA polymerase activity; single-stranded DNA binding; pyrimidine nucleotide binding. The record is from RefSeq and is a predicted model, not a curated record. NCBI's taxonomy places the organism in Eukaryota, Oomycota, Peronosporomycetes, Peronosporales, Peronosporaceae. Bases 1 to 4611 code for a protein of 1536 amino acids. The transcript has 4 exons. Gene Ontology annotation, cellular component: alpha DNA polymerase:primase complex.
AUGAGCUCCAGGCGUGCGGGCGCCGGCUCGCGCCGCAGCAGCUCGAGCCGCAAGCAGGCGCUGGAGGAGAUCAAGCGCAUGCGCGAGGGAGGCGGCGGCGCUAGCGCGGCGGCGGAGGAGUCUGCCUCGUCCUCCUCGCGCCUGGCGCAGUACAAGCCGCAGGAGGAGAGCAUCUACAAGGCCGUGACCGAGCAGGAGUACGAGGAGAUCGUGCGCCAGCGCCGCCAGGGGCUGCCCUUCGUGGAGAACGACGACGGAGAGAUGGGCUACUACGACGACGGCGAGGAGCAGUUCUUCGAGUCGGACCCGGAGGACGGCGGCGGCGCGCGGGACCGAGACGACGACGACGCCGCCGCGGCCGGCAAGAAGCGCAGCGCCGGCGCGCUGUCCUCGUCCUACGUGCGGCGCGCCAAGAAGAUGCAGCGCGCCAAGCUGGGCGUCGGCGGCGAGGGCCAGAAGAUCACCAACAUGUUCUUCUCGGCCUCGGCGGGCAAGAAGACGGCCAAGAGCGGCGCGGGGCCCCCCGGAGCAGCCAAAGCGACGGGCAGGGCCAAUGCCAAGAGAGACAUCGACCUGGACAGCAUGCUGGACGACCUCACGAGCAACCCCACGGAGUCGAGGCAGGCGUACGCGCGCCCCGUGUCGUACUCGAGCGGCACGUCGGCCUUUUCGAGCGGCACGUCGGGCUUCAGCUCCAGGAAGCCGUACUCGGCCAGCACCUCGGCGUUCGCGAACAAGGACAACGGUCCUGAGUUGGCCAAGCCCGUGAUGAGCAAGCGUGAGAUGAUGCUUCGCAAGGCGCGUGAAGCACGGCUGCAGACGUCUGCGCCCACUGCGAGGGCUCUGGCCGCGCCUGUGGAGCAGAAGCACCAGCCUGCAGACGUAUCAAUGAGCGCCGUGCCGUCCAAUGAAGUCGCCGAGUGGUGGAACGUUGCCGGUGACGACUCGAAUGUCAAGAUGGAGGACGCAGAUGAAGCCGAGCCCGAAGCUCCGGUCGGCGCCGCUGAUUCCAUCCAGAUGUACUGGAUGGACGCUGUGGAAGUGCGUGAACGCCCGGGCAAGAUCUACCUGAUUGGCAAGAUCAAGAUCCCGAGUCCCGAAGGAUCGAAGCAGCCGCCGACCUUCAGAAGUUGCUGCGUGGUCGUGAACAACCUGCAGCGAUACAUGUACCUGGUCCCGAAGGGCACCCCACUCAAUGAGCUAAGUGAGACGGAGCAGCAGGAGGCCUGGAUGCAGAUGCACGAGGAGAUCCACAACGUUCUGAUCCCGUCCUGCAUCACCAGUAGACGCGACCAGGAGGUUUUCAGGACCAAGCUCGUGGAGCGCAACUACGCCUUCGAAGAAGCGAACAUUCCGCGCGGCAAGAACCUGUUCCUGAAGGUCAAGUAUCCUGCUAGAUACCCGGCGCCGCCGUCCGACUUUUGCUCGCGUGGUGGAAAGACAUUUACUCGCAUUUGCGGUGCCUUUACUCGACCACUGGAGAAUUUCCUGCUUACUCGCCGCCUCCUGGGACCUGGCUGGGUUGAGAUCAAGAAUGUCCGCAAAUGCAACGAGGGCGUCAGCUUCUGUAAGAUGGAGUUCGAGACCUUCGACCCCAAGAAUGUGACUCCCAUUGCCGGUGGCAUGGCACCGCCUCCUCUUACGGUGAUGAGUCUCAGCCUCAAGAGUGUGUGCAACCCCAACACGGGUAAACACGAAGUGGUUGCUAUCUCUGCGCUUACGGAAACGGGCAUCAGCGCUGAGGGUGGUGGCAAGGGCACGAAGGGAGUUAAGCAUUCUCAGUCACACUUUACUGUGAUCCGCCCUCUGGAUGAAAACAACGGAUUCCCGCAGGCUUACGCGGACGCAGUUCAGCAAGAUAUUCGCUUUGGCAUGAAGACGGAGAAUGGCACCCGGGCUAUCAACACUGAACGCUUGCGAGUGGAGAUCAACGAACGUGUUAUGCUCAGCUAUUUCCUCAACCGCCUUCAGCUAGACGACCCGGAUGUCAUUGUUGGUCACAACCUGCACAAGUACGCGCUGGAAUUGCUUAUCUCCCGGAUUGACAACUUCAAGCUCGGUGGAUUGUGGUCAAAGCUGACUCGACUUCGUCGUGGUCGUCUAAAUCCGAUGAAUGUGGGUGAAGGCUGGAACGAGUACAGGAUGGACGACAUGGUCAAUGGUCGACUUUUCUGUGAUACGUACGUGUCAUCUAAAGAGCUGCUGCCGUCGCAGAACAACUACACACUUUCGUACCUUGUGGAGCGCCUACUGCACCAGCAGCGACUUGAUGUGGAGAUGACGGAGAUCCCUCAAAUUCUUCUUGGAGGCCCCGAGAAUUUCGUGAGGUUCCUUCGCCACACGCUGGAUGAUGCCAUGUUUGUGCUGCAGUUGAUGCACAAGCUUGAAAUCUUGCCCCUAUCGAAGCAACUGGCUAACUUGUGUGGUUACUUGUGGACACGCACGCUGGAAGCGAACAAACGUGCAGAGCGAAUUGAGUAUCUGCUGCUGCACGAGUUCAGUCGGUCGAAGAAUAAAUUUAUCGUCCCGGAGAAGUUCAAGACUCGAACUGAAGCCGACAAGUCGAACAAGAGGCGAGAGGCUUCGUAUGCAGGUGGUAUGGUGUUUGCGCCGAAGAAGGGUCUGUAUGACAACUUCGUGGUGUUGCUGGAUUUUAUGAGUUUGUAUCCGUCUAUCAUUCGAGAAUACAACAUCUGCUUCACCACGGUUGAGCGGCAGCUGAACGAGGAUGUGCCUGGUGCGCCGUCAGCUUCAAAGAAGAAAAAGAAAUCGAAGCCGAUGCCUCAGCCUGAAAACGACGAGGUUGUGGACGAUGAAGACGUGGAUCAGAACCUUGACAACGCCGACGCUAGCGCUGAUUCAGAGAUCCCGGCGCUACCGAGUAGUGCGAGCGAGCCUGGUAUUUUGCCUGCUGUGAUUAAGCGUUUGUUGGAGUCGCGUAAGCAAGUCAAGCAGCAACUGAAGAUUGAGCAGAAGGAGGGCAACGUGGAGAAGGCCAUUAUGCUUGAUAUCCGCCAGAAGGCCAUCAAGCUGACGGCAAACUCGAUGUACGGUUGUCUUGGUUUCCGAUUCUCACGCUUUUACGCCAAGCCCAUCGCUGCGUUGAUUACAUCGACUGGUCGACAGACAUUGCAGCGCGCGAAGGAGGUGGCAGAGCAGGAAUGUGGUUACGAUGUUAUCUACGGUGAUACGGAUUCCAUUAUGGUGGAUUCGCGCACUGAAACUCUCGACGAAGCCAAGCGCAUCGGUCGUGAAAUUCAGGCCCAGUGUAACAAGCAUUUCAAGUUGCUGGAACUCGAGGUCGACUACAUCUUCAAGCGGAUUCUGCUUCUGAACAAGAAGAAGUACGCAGCACUGGUUCUCAAGGAGCGUCCGAAUAGUGAGCCCACCUUCGUCAAAGAAGUGAAGGGUCUGGACAUGGUGCGUCGCGAUUGGUGUGUCAUCUCGAAGGCCGUGGGUAAUGAAGUCCUUGACUUCAUUUUGUCCGGAAAUUCUCGCGACGAUGUGGUGGAGAGCAUUCACGAGCAUCUGGAGCAGGUAGCGGAGCGCAUGCGCUCAGGUAAAGAGCCCAUUGCGCAGUAUGUCAUCACGAAGAGCCUGAACAAGCAGCCUGAACAAUACCCGGACCGCGCGAAGCAGUAUCACGUGCAAGUGGCGCUCGCGCUGCGUGCUCUCGGAAAGCCGGUCGGAGCGGGUACACACAUUCCGUAUGUGCUGUGCAAAGAGGAAGAGCCUGGAAGCGGUCGCCGUGCUUACCACCCGGACGAGGUGACGCGGGCUGGUGGAAAGCUCAACAUCGAUGUUGAGUGGUACCUUGAGUCACAGAUUCACCCACCGGUAAACCGUUUGUGCGCCCACAUUGAAGGAACAUCAAGUCCUCAGUUGGCGCACUGCCUAGGCCUUGACACAGCCAAGUUCUCGCACUCCGCUAACCACUUUGGUGAAGAGAAUGAUGGUGGCGAUGCGAUUCCCAGCGUUCUGCAGAAUGAUGCCGACAGAUUCAAGGACUGCGUUCCUCUGGAGAUCACGUGCGAUCGUUGCAAAAUGGCGAGCGCCUUCCCCGGCGUGUUCGGCACGUCUGAGAAGGACAGCUCGCUAUCGAGCGGACUCCUGUGCCCAGUGUGCAAGGCAGAUUUCUGGGGUUUCGACCAGGAGGGCAUUUACGGAAAUGUUGGCGAUGAUCUUGAGGCGGUGCUAUCUAACCGACUUCACAUCGCGACGCGUGAAGCGACGAAGAAGUAUUACGAGGCGUGGACUAUCUGUUCUGAUGUGACGUGCAAGACGCGGACACAAAAGCAGUCACUCCGCGGCAACGGAAAUAUUUGCUCGGCUGCUGGCUGCAGAGCAACCACUACGCUCGAGUAUCCUGACAGCGCGUUGUACACACAACUCAAGUACUUCGAGUCUUUGUUCGAUGUAGAGCGUGCACAAAAGAAGAUCCGAGAGCAGAAGGAACGUGCAUCAAGUACGACUACGACAACGGAGCCUCCGCCGCUUUCCGAUCGCCACCGUGCUGUACUGAAGAAGCUGCUUACCCAAGCUGAAGAGGCUGUCCACCGUGAUGACUACAACUGGGUCAAACCCUCCAUCUGGCAGACGUUGUUUACAUAA